UGGAACACUGUAAACAUCAGCCAGAGACGAAGACAAGGAAAAUCUUCUCCAGCCUCUAACGGUCUCUAACCAGCGCCAGAAGUUCUCUUCGACAGAAAUUCACACUCACUCAAGCUCAGCUGCGCCUUUUGCUGCGACUUUAACUUAAAACCUUUUCUGUUUAGAUUUUUGUAAAGCGCGCGGUAGUCACCAUGAGUUUUGUAGAGGUUAAGAAUCUCGAGCCUACAAAGUUUGAGGAGACCUACUAUGACGAGUACGAAUACUACAACCUGACAGAUCGCUACACGGGAGCCCCCACUCGUAAAGGCCGCACAAAGAAGGAGGCGAGCGACAACACCAACCGCCAGAACCCCGCGGGCCACGAGCGCAAAAUCACCGAGAAACUGCAGAACGCAGAGAAGAAAGACAAGGCAUGAAGCAAGAGUCACGCCCGGACGGCUGAUAUGGUAAUGGAACUCUGGCGUAUCUGCAAUGGUGAAUCUCCGCAGCAACGGAACUGAAGUGGUGAAAUCUCCUUGGUGACGGAACACUGCUGCCUCUGUGAUGGUGGUGAAUGUCCUUAGCAACGGAGCAAUGAAUGCUGCAUUUGCAAUGGUGAAUGUCUGUCUGUAUGGCAGGCCCUUGCCUCCUGGUGCCCCUCUUUGUGUGCUGAGGACUUGCAAAGCUUGGAGACCAGACUGCAGCCCCACCCAGGGGUGAAAACGGGACAUCUGACAGACUGACCGGCUGGCCCAAGUUGUUGUCAAGUUUUGGUGGAGGGUUUCACUCAUGUGUUCGUAAUGUUUUUUGAAAAUGUUUUUUAAAACAUGAAGGGAAAGAUGUGAAUGAUGAAGGACAGUCGUAAGACUGUGGAUAAAUAAUAAAGUUUUUUCUAUUGAA
Molecule: messenger RNA, 879 nt
Organism: Engraulis encrasicolus (European anchovy)
Lineage: Eukaryota; Metazoa; Chordata; Actinopteri; Clupeiformes; Engraulidae
Gene: nupr1b
Product: nuclear protein 1b
Exons: 3
Coding region: 192-416 (74 amino acids)
Biological process (GO): regulation of transcription by RNA polymerase II; negative regulation of cell cycle; negative regulation of cell population proliferation
Cellular component (GO): nucleus
Source: RefSeq, a predicted model, not a curated record